Molecule: messenger RNA, 3780 nt
Organism: Styela clava
Lineage: Eukaryota; Metazoa; Chordata; Ascidiacea; Stolidobranchia; Styelidae
Molecular function (GO): GTPase activity; GTP binding
Source: RefSeq, a predicted model, not a curated record
GGACAACGUCGUGCUUUUUACAGACGCCUAUUCUAUACUAUGUUAGCUAGUACAUAUUACUAAAGGAUAUUUCCUGGCAGCAUGGAAGGCUUCAAAUCACUACUUCCCCCUUUUCUUCCCAAGAAAAAAAACAAAAAUGUGUUGAUCACUCGCAAAAUGCCCGAUGGUACAAUGAGAAUCGAUCACGAUGCUCUUCGACAGAUGUUGAUCAGACCUGAGAUCGGAGACAGACCCGUUGCAAUUAUCUCAAUAGCCGGAUGUAUGCGAACUGGAAAAUCAUUUAUUCUAAACUUUAUAAUAAGAUACCUUAAAGCAGAAGGGUGGAAGAACAAAGAUUGGAUUGGCGACGAUAGCACCAGUACGAAUGGACCGAGAUGGAGCAGCGGCAAAAAUCGAGUGACUGUUGGUAUCAGCAUAUGGAAUAAGGUGUUUUAUGUCCCGCAACCAAACAAUGGCAGUGAGAUGGCCGUAUUGAUAAUGGAUACCCAAGGGCUGUUUGACCAUAAGACCUCAAAGGAGGUAAAUACUGCGCUUCUGACUUUGAGCACAUUGGCGAGUUCUGUUCAGAUAUUCAAUGUCAAAGAGCGCAUUAACACCCAGCACUUGGAUUAUUUGAAGACGUGCGUUGAAUUUGCAAUGGCCACAGCUAUACUUGAGGAACCAUUUUUCAAGCUUCAAGUCUUGAAUUUUCUGGUAAGAGAUACUUUGGAUGAAUAUGAAGACCAACGGGCAUUCGGUAUGGAGAGUGGCCAGAACGACAUAAACGAAAUACUGGAGUCUGAAGAGGGCGGCAAAGAACAAGUCAGAAUCAGACAAGAAAUAAAAAAUAGCUUCACAAAAGUUAAUUGCUUUUGUCUUCCUCACCCAGGAAAACUGGCAACUACUAUAAGAUUUUCAGGCAGAAAUGAUGAACUCGAGGACGUAUUCAGAAAAUGGGUCAAGAAGUACGUUGAAAGCAUUGUCAGUCCACAACAUUUGCAGCCUAAAAUGGCAAAAGGAAAUAAUAAAAUGUCAGCGCGUGACAUCUUAAAUAUGAUCGUUGCAUGCGACGGGGCAUUCUCUGGUGGGGAAUACGAAGCAAGUAACUUGAAGGAGGCAAACAUCAGAGCUUACUAUUCAACUGAGUACGAGAAGGCACUACUAUACUAUGAUGAAACAAUGAAGAAUGCUCUUAAGGAGAAAUGUUACGUUGAGAAGGAAGAUCUUGAAGGAAGACAUAAUAACGCAAAAAGACUCGCGAAGAAAAGAUACGCCAGUGCAAAAGAAAUGGGUGACGGGAAAUGUAAACAAAACUUUGAAAAACAUCUGGAAACAAUGUGUGAUGAUCACUUUGAAACGAUCAAAACCAAAAAUGAGUUCAUGAAGAGAAAAAUAGAAUUGGAAAAGGCUCAGCUUGAGGCAAAAGCAGUUGCAGAAUAUCAAGAUCUUAUUCAACAAGCGGUGAUUUUAUGGGGUAUGGGUGAUCCGAAUGCAUUGUAUCACUUUCACUGCCAAUACCUUGUUCAAAUUCAACAAAAGUAUGGAGCUAAAGCAAACAUGGAAAACAUAAGUAUGGAAGCAAGCAAAUACUUCGAUGAUAUAUUGGCUCACAACCAAGAAAGAACCCGAGCCGAAAGCAUGAUAAAGGAGACAAGAAGGCGGGACUUGUACAAACUGAAAGUUGCUUUGAUUAAUAAAAGCGAAAAGAAAUGGCUAGAGAAAGCGGCUAAAUACCAAACCCCAGAUGAAAUGAAGUUACAUGCUGAAAAUAUUCGAAAAGAAGCUCAGGAAGAAUAUCUAGACAAAGGUUCAACUAAUGUAGAAAAGAAAUAUCUCAAUUUACUAAAAGUCAAGAUGAACUUAGAAUUCCAAAAUGCAAGAGGAGCGGCGGUGGUUGGACAGAAGAAUAAUUGGGGCAAGCGAAUGGCUGCAGAAUCAACAACCAGGGCGCCAAAGAGUCAGUUUCCGCUACCGAAUCAAGAAAGGCCGUACGCGCAGGUGGUAGACAGAAUUGUUAUAGGAUACAUCACGGAGCUGCUAUCUGCCCUGGACAAAGGUAGCAGUGCGGCAGGAAUGGAUCUAAGGAGACGCAGCGACGAGGAAAUAAAAACAAAACAGUUCUAUAAAGACUCUGGCUACGUGCUUCAAUACCUGGACGACUUGGAAUUGGAUCUUGCUGAAAGAAAAAGGAAAGCAGAGGAGAGAAAUAAAGACAAAUGGGUACUUGUCCAGAAAGAGAUAGAGAACAUGGUUGCGGAUAUUGUUAUUAAGGAAGAAAAAAAUCUUGAGAAGAUAAUGAUAGAUCGAUACAUCGACAGCACAGAGCUUGCAGAACACUACGCCCGAAUCCAUAAAAAUGUUAAUGACGAUAUGUCUUCACGAAGAGUGAGGUUUCUUAUGCCUUCAUACUUCUUGGAAGAGUUCAAUAAAGUCGCCGUGAUGAAGCUGAAAGAGUCGUAUGAGAAAAUGAAAAAAUCGAAUGAAAAGUAUGAAAAAAAUAGGAUCCCUAAUACCGAUAAAGUGCCGGAGGUAAAAAAAUCGUUGUGGGCAAGAAUAAAGGAAAAAUUCGCGAGUCUUUUUAGCGCAUGAUCACGACUGAAACAGAAAUUUCACAGCUGGUAACUUGUGCAUAUUAGUUUCGCCAAUAAUUUAAUUAAUUUUGACUUGAUAUUAAGCGGUUAUUGUACAAGAAGUGGACCUAUGGAUCGUUUUGAUAUUAUGUUAUUGUUGUUAGUAUUCUUCUUCUUAUGAAAAAAUCACUUUUCUCUUUCAUCCUUUUCCAUAUUGUUUUUCCCGAUUUCCAAGGACGAACAAGAAGGCCAAAACUUAGUAGUAUGGGUAUCCAAUCUGCCACAGGAGACAAAAUAGCAAAACGAAUCCCUCAGAACCCACAGAGAUUUUAGAAAUAAAUAAACGUAAAAGCCUUCUUUUAAUAAUAAAAAGUUGUAAUCAGUAGUAGUAAUUAAUUAGUAAUCUUACCGCACCACCAAAUCUGGUUACUUAAAUACGAUUUAUUAACUACUGGACCAAUUGCUUUGAAAUUUUCAUUUUUUGCUAAAAGGCUAUUACUUUCAUUUGUUUCAAACAUUCCUGUAUUGAACGCGCUUUUUUGUGUGAUAUGGCGUCAUCAAAAUGUGUCACCUUGUGGCAGUUUCGCUUCGCGUGAGAUUAUAUCCGGUGGUCAGCUGCGUUAAGGUACCGGAGGUUUACUGUGAAAAAUGUUAUACCCAUCCCACUUCGUUUUGAUUUUCGUGCCAAGCAUCGCUUUCUUGUCUAUUAAUGAUGAGAAACAGGUUUUCAAAGCUUCUGAUUCAAUAUUUUAUCUGCUACAAUGUUUUCUGUGAUAGAAAUCACUGAUGAUAUUUUACGAUUUUAAUGUUGCCUAUUUUAAGUUAAAUCAUGAUUCGUAAAUGUAGAUCAUUUUAUGAAAAAUGGAAAUAUCACUCAGUGGCCGUUUGUACAUUGAACGUGAUAGUUUUUAAUAUUAUAAGUUGAGUUAAGUUGUUAAUUAAUAUAUAGGCAUUUUUUCAAAUGUUCUAUAUUUUUGAUUUUUUGGUACUCUUAUCAGACUUAUUUUUUGAUUAUCGUUAAGAUUAUAAUCGUAACUUCACGUGUUUGGGUAUCGAUCAUCCAUGUAUACCAAAAUUGAAAUCAUUACUUUAAAAUUCACUCAUAUGAAAUUUGAAUUCACGCGAUAUACAAGCACUGCACAAUUUCCAAUAAAAUAUAGCAUUGUUUUAUUAUCUGUUUUAAAUCCAUAGUAGUUAAUUUUCAUGAUUUGUUUUCUGAAUAAUUUUGUGC